Messenger RNA from Sorex fumeus (smoky shrew), 4520 nucleotides. It is a transcript of the gene NFRKB, whose product is annotated as nuclear factor related to kappaB binding protein. Lineage: Eukaryota; Metazoa; Chordata; Mammalia; Eulipotyphla; Soricidae. The record is from RefSeq and is a predicted model, not a curated record. Bases 17 to 3931 code for a protein of 1304 amino acids. Gene Ontology annotation, cellular component: Ino80 complex. The transcript is spliced from 25 exons. Gene Ontology annotation, molecular function: protease binding.
UUGUGGAGCAGAGACAAUGGACUCCCUGGACCACAUGCUGACGGACCCCCUGGAGCUGGGCCCCUGUGGGGACGGCCACGGCGCCCGCAUCAUGGAGGACUGCCUCCUGGGGAGCACGCGGGUCAGCCUCCCCGAGGACCUCCUGGAGGAUCCCGAGAUAUUCUUCGAUGUGGUCAGUCUGUCCACGUGGCGAGAGGUCCUGAGCGACGCUCAGCGGGAGCACCUCCAGCAGUUUCUGCCUCGCUUUCCCGAGGAUGGCCUUGACCAGCAGAACCAGCUCAUCCUCGCUCUCUUCCGCGGGGAGAACUUCCGCUUCGGGAACCCUCUGCACAUCGCCCAGAAGCUCUUUCGAGACGGACACUUCAACCCCGAGGUGGUCAAGUACCGGCAGCUGUGCUUCAGGUCCCAGUACAAGCGCUACCUCUCCUCGCAGCAGCAGUACUUCCACCGGCUGCUGAAGCAGAUCCUGGCCUCGCGGAGCGACCUCCUGGAGACGGCGCGGCGGAGCGGCCCGACCCUGUCCCUGCGGCACAGGCGGGCGUCACCGUCCCGCGCCCCCGAGGUGCGGGAGUGGCGCGCCCAGCAGCGCUACCUGAAGGUCCUGCGGGAGGUGAAGGAGGAGUGUGGGGACACGUCCCUGUCGUCGGACGAGGAGGCCACGUUGGAUUUACAAGAAAAAUUUUCUUUUGAAGAUCUUGGCUCGUGGCUCCCCGGCUCCCCGGCGCGUUCUCCCAGCCCCGCAGUGCCCCUGCGGGUGGUGCCCACACUGUCCACUACGGACAUGAAAACUGCAGAUAAAAUAGAGUUGGGAGACAGUGACUUGAGGACGAUGCUGAAGAAGCACCACGAGAAGCGGAAACGCCAGCCCGAUCACCCGGAUCUUCUGACAGGGGACCUGACCCUCAGUGACAUCAUGACUCGGGUCAACGCUGGCAGGAAGGGCUCUCUCGCAGCCCUGUAUGACUUGGCUGUCCUGAAAAAGAAGGUGAAGGAGAAGGAGGAGAAGAAGAAGAAGAAAAUAAAAAUCAUCAAGUCCGAGGUGGAGGACCUGGCGGAGCCCCUCAGUGGCCCGGAGCGGCUGGCCCCGCUGUCUCAGGCACCCUCGCCCCUGGCGGACCCGGCCAUCAAGGAGGAGCCUCUGGAAGACCUCAAGCCUGGCCUGGGAAUCAACGAAAUCUCUUCCAGCUUCUUCUCUCUUCUCUUGGAGAUCUUGAUGCUGGAGGGACAGGCCAGCCUUCCCCUGCUGGAGGAGCGGGUGCUGGACUGGCAGUCGUCUCCGGCCAGCUCACUCAACAGCUGGUUCUCCGCAGCCCCUCACUGGGCCGAGCUGGUGCUGCCCGCCCUGCAGUAUCUUGCCGGAGAAAGCCGGGCUGUGCCCUCCAGCUUCUCUCCGUUUGUUGAGUUCAAAGAAAAAACCCAGCAGUGGAAGUUGCUUGGCCAGUCCCCGGAUAACGAGAAGGAGCUCGCUGCCCUCUUCCAGCUGUGGCUUGAAACCAAAGACCAGGCCUUCUGCAAGCAAGAAAACGAGGACAGCUCCGAUGCCACGACCCCCGUGCCCCGGGAAAGAACCGACUACGUGGUGCGGCCCAGCACGGGGGAGGAGAAGCGGCUCUUCCAGGAGCAGGAGUGGCACCGCUACAGCCAGCCCCACAAGGCCUUCACCUUCCGCAUGCACGGCUUCGAGUCGGUGGUGGGGCCCGUGAAGGGCGUGUUUGACAAGGAGACGUCGCUCAACAAGGCGCGGGAGCACUCCCUGCUGCGCUCCGACCGGCCCGCCUACGUCACCAUCCUGUCCCUGGUCCGGGACGCCGCGGCCCGGCUGCCGAACGGCGAGGGCACCCGCGCCGAGAUCUGCGAGCUGCUGAGAGACUCCCAGUUCCUGGCCCCCGACGUCACCAGCACGCAGGUGAACACGGUCGUGAGCGGCGCGCUGGACCGGCUCCACUACGAGAAGGACCCCUGUGUCAAGUACGACAUCGGCCGCAAGCUGUGGAUCUACUUGCACCGCGACCGGAGCGAGGAGGAGUUCGAGCGGAUCCAUCAGGCCCAGGCUGCGGCCGCGAAGGCCAGGAAGGCCCUUCAGCAGAAGCCCAAGCCGCCGUCCAAGGUGAAGGCCGGCAGCAAGGAGAACGUGGGGAAGGGCCUGGGCUGUGUGGCCGCCGAGCAGAGCCAGCUGAGCCUCAGCGACUCGGGCCUGCCCCCCACCCCCGUCACCCCCGCGACGUCCACCCCGCCCGCUCUGCCCGCCACGCCCAUCUCCCCCCCGCCCGUGGUGUCCACCAGCAAGAGCUGCCCCGGCCCGGAGCCUGCCAAGUCCAGCUCAGGCGUCCUCCUGGUGUCCUCGCCACCCAUGCCGCAGCUCGGAGCCAUGCUCUCCCCGACGGCCAGCCAGACCCCGCCCGCCUCGCAGACAGCGGCCCGCGUCGUCGGCCACUCGGGCCCGGCCGGGCUGCCCCAGGUGCGCGUGGUGGCCCAGCCCAGCCUCCCUGCCACGCCACAGCCCUCGGCGGGGCCCACGCAGGCGCUGCCGCCGAUGCCCCCCGUGCCCCAGAUCCGGGCCCCUGCCGCCACCACCACGCAGACCAAAGUCGUCCCCCAGACAGUCAUGGCCACGGUUCCGGUCAAGGCCCCGGCGGCAUCGGCCAGUGGGCAGCGGCCUGGGCCCGCGCUCACGGUGACAAGCCUUCCUGCCAGCACCGCCAGCCCCGCCAGCAAGCCCGCCACGAGUGGGCCGGGGACGUCUGCGCCGAGUGCGUCCACGGCAGCUGUCAUUCAGAAUGUCACGGGCCAGAACAUCAUCAAGCAGGUGGCAAUCACUGGGCAGCUUGGUGUGAAGGCCCAGGCGGGCAGCAGCAUUCCGCUCACGGCCACUAACUUCCGCAUCCAGGGUAAGGACGUGUUGCGUCUGCCGCCCUCUUCCAUCAGCACCGACGCCAAGGGCCAGACGGUUCUACGGAUCACUCCGGACAUGAUGGCCACGCUGGCUAAGUCCCAGGUCACCACAGUCAAACUGACCCAGGACCUCUUCGGGACAGGAAGUGGCACUGUGGGCAAAGGCAUCUCUGCCACCCUGCACGUCCACGCAGCGGACAGCCCCGGCAAGGCCGGUUCAGCCAGUGCCCCUCCGUCCACUCCAACAGGUACCACCGUGGUCAAGGUGACGCCUGACCUCAAGCCCGCGGACCCCUCAAGCUCCGCGUUCCGCCUGAUGCCCGCCCUCGGUGUGAGCGUGGCAGAGCAGAAGGGGAAAAAUACGGUGGUCGCUGCGUCGGACACCAAGCCCGCCGCCACCAUCCGCAUCGUGCAGGGCCUGGGCGUGGUGCCCCCCAAGGCGGGCCAGACCAUCACGGUGGCCGCCCACGCCAAGCCGGGCUCCUCAGUGGCCAGUGCCUCUGGGACUGUGCAUCCGUCGGCCGUGUCCUUGCCCAGCGUGAACGCCACCGUGUCCAAGACGGUGGCUGUGGCUUCGGGGGCAGCCAGCACCCCCAUCAGCAUCGGGCCGGGAGCCCCCGCGGUCCGCCAGGUCCCGGUCAGCACCACGGUUGUGUCCACGUCACAGGCUGGGAAGCUGCCGACGCGGAUCACGGUGCCGCUCUCGGUCAUCAGCCAGCCCAUGAAGGGCAAGAGCGUGGUCACAGCCCCCCUCAUCAAGGGCAACCUCGGCGCCAACCUCGGCGGCCUGGGCCGCAACAUCAUCCUGACCACUAUGCCCGCGGGGACCAAGCUCAUCGCGGGCAACAAGCCCGUCAGCUUCCUCACGGCGCAGCAGCUGCAGCAGCUACAGCAGCAAGGCCAGGCCACCCAGGUGCGCAUCCAGACCGUCCCCGCAGCCCACCUGCAGCAGGGCACCGCGGCGGGCUCCUCCAAGGCCGUCUCCACCGUGGUGGUGACCACGGCCCCGUCCCCGAAACAGGCGCCCGAGCAGCAGUGAGCGAGCGCGCGAGCCUGCCCCUGGGGCCCAGCGAGAGCAGAGGGGGCCCUGCCCGCCCAGGAGCCCGCGUGUUGGCGGUGGCCGGGACUCUGCUGCCACGCCAGGACGGGCCGCGCCGGGCCCCCAGGCUGUCCCAGCCCGCCCGGAAGUGUGAGCGGUGGGCGAGGUGGACAGCGGCACAGAGCACUGGAGCUCCCAGGCUUCCUGGGGACGAGUGGUCUGGGCAGGAGUGGUCCUGUCCAGAGGUUUGGAUGUAACUUAUUUUUUUAAAGAACCUGUUGCACAUUUUUAUCAGUGGGAAGCUGGACUCUAGCGCCCCCCACACACAAACACGCACAGACGCGCACACACAAUAUCUUUCCGCCAGCGGGAGCAAGGGACAGUGACUGUCUCCCGGAGUCUGGCUGAUGGGGAAGCUGUGAGGUUUGGGUCGGCUCUGAGCUGGCCCGCAGGCCUGGGCUUGCAUCUGCCAGCCCCCGAAUGUGGGUCAUGGGCGGCCGAGGGGCCCGUGUCGGCUCCGACCAGGCUGUCCCUGAGCACGUCUGCUCGGCCCAGGCCGGCACCCCCGUUUUUGUAAAUAAAGUGUCAU